UAUCGUUGUUUCCACUUGCACAAGCCAAAAACAUGUGUUACAUAAAAAAAACCUUACUCCUAACAAUAUAGUUCGAUUCAAUGUAUUUAAAAAGAUGUACAUUUUUUUUUAGAUUUUUUUAGGCGUUUCAUACAAAAAUUCUAAAACAUUAUUUGUGCACUAUUUGUUGUCACUGUUUCCAAAAUUUUAGUUUAAAAUUAGUUUUAAAACAUCCCUCCUCCAUUUUCAUCCGAUUUUAAUCAAACGUGCCUUAGAAAAUGGACUAAUACGUCUGUAUUUUGUUUUUGCGUCACUGCUAAGGUAAACUCGAGUUUUUAAAAUCCUUUCCUUAUUUUCAAGUAGUUUCAGGAGAUAAAUUGAGAUUAAGAAACGGAUAAAAAAGUUGUUGACAACUAAUAAGGGGUUUAUUUACUUGAUAAAUGUAGAUCGCCCUGGAAGAUCUGUUCAAACAGCGCAUUCCAGACCAGAGUCGCUUCACUUUGAUCGAUGGUAGCCCGGGGCUUGAUCUGUUCACCCGGUCUGGAACUUAAAUAGACAAUCAAUACACAAAUGAAACUAAAUAAUUACUCCGCGUUUUUAUUUAAUUGAAUUCAGUUGAGUCGUUAUCUAUUUUAUAUUGCACGUGCUCACUGCAUAUACAUAUAGUAUUUAAUUUGUGAUCGGGUCGGUAUACGUGGAACAAACAUUGGAACAAAAAUGUAUUUACUCUAGAAGUUGAUUGGAAUGAAAACAUACGGAACAUAUUCGAGUGUUGAUAUUUUUGUCGCAGACGAUAGUAAAAUUAAAAUGGCGUUAACAACAUUUUGUAAAUGGAAAAUAAAUUCAGUUGAAAUUAUAGGGCUAGAAGUGACAAAGUUGUAAAAAGUGACGUGACGUGUUUUUCAAUGAUUUUAAAAUGGAACGUAGGAUGAUCUCUCGUGGUAACGUCCCUUGUCGAAAUUAGUUCCGCUUACCUUUCUUGGUUUGCAAUUUCAAACCUGUGUGAUGUACCACGCAGUUUCCGGACCGUAUACUCUAAUCGAACAAAAAUCAAUACGAGGAAAAUAGAAAUCAAAUACGCGUGAUGCAAAGUAAACACCGCUCGGAAAAAGAACAACCCCGAUUGUGUUUUCCUAAUCAAUCACAAACGUAAUGUAAUCCGAUGGGCAAAAAUUGAAAAGUGAAAUACACAAUUGAUUUUAAUAAAUUCUUUUUAGAUCCGAGAUAAUGGCUAUAUGACUAUACGACACUAGGAAUUUACAUAUCUUUCAAACAUUUAUCGUGAUAAAUGCUAAACAACACUUGACUUUUGUUUGACUGCUUUUAAUAAUAUUUGUUUGAGGGUUAUUUUUGAAAGUUAAGAUCUGAGUUCUCGUAUACAACGAGGGAAUCGCAUUAACCAAAAACGCUUAAUGAUAAGUAAAAUGCAUAACCUAAAAUCAGUGCACUGGGACAAGGGCGGGAUUUAUUUAUUCGAUUUCAAAUGCAAUAUUACGUUAAUAAUCGCAUUUUAGCGGAAAUCGGGAUUUAGAAACUCCUUUUUAAUUAAAUUCUUAUUUAUCUUAUUAGUUGAUUUGUUAAACAUGAAAAGAAUAUAUUGACGGAGAGAGUCGGGAAUAACAAGAAGGAUUGUAUUGAAAUGUUUUUUAAUUAGAUGAGGGCAGAGUAGUUUAUUCUGUUGGAUGUUAAAAUAUGUCGUCUGCUUUGGAUGUUAAAAUUUGUCGUCUGCUGUAAAAAAAAUUUUUUUUUAAAAAUCAAGAAAUAAAAAUGACGAAAAAGAAUCGGAAGUGGUUGGGUCUCAGACGGUUUAAAAUGCAUAUGUAAAUGAAGUUGGAUAUUACAAUGUGUCGUCUGCUUUAAAAUUUAAUUAAAAAAUGAUAAAGAAUAAAAAUGACAAUAAAAAUUCGGAACUGCUUAGAUCUCGGAUGGUUUGGAAUGCAUAUAUAAAUGAAGUCUUAAUAUACUCAACAAAAUUCUGCAACAAUAGUUAGUUGGAUUUUAAAGAAGACAAAAAAUGAAGGAUAUUCCGAGAUACGGCUAUUCCAUGUUGCCUCCCAUACGCGAGGAAAUGCAGGCGGACGCGCGUUCGGACAGUGUGCACUUCCGGGAAGAUGCCACUGGUCACAUGCUGUGUUGGGGAUCCGGAGAAUUCGGACAACACGGACACGGAUACAAGAAGGAAGUCGCAUUUCUGGACGGGGCCGUGGAAAGAUUCUGUGCUGCACGAGACCAUCAAGUUAAGCACGUGGGAUGUGGAUCAAGUCACACAGCUGUCGUAACAAAUUCGAAUGAACUAUUUCUAUGGGGGAAUGGCAACAGUGGGCAGCUGGGCACCAAUGAUAUUACAACAAAGCUCGAGCCUCAACGGCUUCCACUUUAUACCAACCAGGACACGAUCCCCAACGUUGCCGGUGUGUCGUGUGGUGGGAGACACACCAUGGUGUGGCUGGAAAAUGGAAACGUGUUCAGUUUCGGGAACAACUUCCACGCCCAACUUGGCUACGACUUCCGGCAAAAGAAUUACAAAGAAAACCAGAGUUUCUGGGACGAUGACGACGACAACGCUAACGAUUGCGUAACUCAGCCCACACUUCUGAAGUUCCUUCUACACAAGCCGGUGGCCCAAGUCGCAUGUGGAGACAAGCAUACGAUAUUUCGAUUCCAAGAUGGCGGCGUGGCAUGUGUUGGGAACAAUGCGCACGGGCAAAUUGGCACGGGUGAUCGAGAAGAGGCGACGAUACCAAAGUUCCUGGAGGGACUCAAUCAACCAAUCAAAACAAUAGCUGCCGGAUCUCAACACUCAUUGGCUGUUACAGAAUCUGGUGAGAUAUAUGCUUGGGGAUAUGGUAGAGCAUGUGGCAACAAGACGGAUGAUGUGUUAGAACCUGUUAAAUUAUCAACACAUAGAAACAAUGUAAUAUCUGUGGCGGGCGGCAGUACACACUCCAUGGCAUUAACAGCCAAUGGAAGUGUGUACACAUGGGGAUACGGACACGACGGUCAGUUGGGUCACGGAGAGAAAAUUAAAUUUUUGUCUUCGCCUAAGCGAGUGAAAGACCGUCACGUGACAUGUAAAUGUAUUCAAAUAGAUUGUGGCGAGGCAUUUAGCGCUGCGGUAACAGAAAAAGGACUCCUGUACAUGUGGGGAAAGAACAGUCAUACAAUACUUCCAGAUAAACCAACAUCCCACAAAAUAUUCCUACCUCAUGGCGUCAAUAAAAAUUUCCGUGGUGGUCGUAUAGCAAAAAUAUUUUGCGGUUCUUGGCACGCCGUUGCUAUGAUUGGCCGGCCUCAAUUGUUGCUACGUGAAGACACGGAAUCUGGAGAAUCAGCAGACGAACAAGUGACAAACAACAAUGCUUUAGAUGCUGAGUUCGAGGAUGACAACGAUGACGAUGAAGAGGAAAUGACUGAUUCGGAAGCGGAAAUAACUAGUCCAUUAUUUAAACGGGAACAAACCACUAUGGAGCGGGAGAAGACAACAGUCAGUAUUGCAGACUUUUAUGCCCCAACACCGGACAUCAAUAAAUCAUAUCGUACCCCAAGUCCAGAGUUUUAUUUUGCAAAUGAAAAUGGGGAGGAGACGGACCGAAAUAAUUUGAGUACCACGAGAUCGGCUGCCACGUUAAUAGUCCAACUUCCCGUGCAACCGAUGACGUCAUAUGCAGACGCCGCUACAUCACCAAUGACGUUAACAACUACCAGCAGUAACACAAGCAGCAGUGUUACAACACUUUCCCGUGUUCCUAGUCCUGUACAAGAAAUAACAAACAGAAAAUUUGACAAACUUAUGAACAAACAAAUCAAACCUGAAAAGAAAUUUAAGGAAUUUGAUCCCCAGAAAUACGAAAGAGAGAAAUUAAGGAGUUCUACAACGCCUGUGUCCGAGGUAGUGCAGUUGAGUAGAACGCCCGCAAACGCUUUCACCUUGCCACACGAAACAACAGGCCUGUCGCGAAAACAUGUUGACUUCUCGGAAAUGGAAGAGAUACGAUUAAAAGGGCCAAGGUCACCGGAGAAACUUUCACGGUUGAGUCGACAUAGAGAAAGUCGUGAAUCUAGUCCUACCAAAUUCAGAGAACCUAGUCCUAGUAAAUUAAGAGAAAGUGUAAAUAGGUCAAGACACAAGUAUUUAGACAGUUCUUUGUCUUUUAAAAGUGAACUUACGUUAAUGGAAAGUCCAUUGUUUAAAGGAAGUAAGAAAAAUUCUUUGUUAGAAAGAGUGGCCCGGGUUCCUGAAACACCGUAUAUGGACGAGAGACAGUACACGCAUCACGUGCCAAAGCAGCAGCCACGGAAAUAUACCAAUCAACCGCCACAAGUCACAGAAUCAAAUUUCGGGUUACAAAUCUCGAGGUCAAGAACCAUAAUAGCGCCAGUCGAACCGGACACCAACGAUCAGUCAGAUAGACUUGCUCAACUCCGUCGUUACGCUGCCAUUCAUAAUCCCGGCACUACUUCCGGUAAAACAAACAUGGAGAAACUUCGACCAAUCAAACCGCGCCACGUCAGUAUACCAGGUGUGCGCGCAGAAUCACCGGACGAAGAAAAAGAUCAACUGUGCAUAGGCGGCGCUGUAAAUCCGAAAGAGAAACCAGUGUUUAGUAGCGGUUCUACAUGGAGGGAUAGAAAUGACCUUGACCGACUUGCUCCACGCAAGAUGGCCGCCGCAGGUAUUGUGAAAAUGUAUAUUGGAAACCACGAUUUAGUUGGAUCUAUGGAAAAUCCCCUUUACACGAGUAUAAGUGACGGAAGAGGACACAGUGACCCUAUUCUUGAUAGUGAUACAUUUAUAGUUCAACCUUUGCUUAAGAAAAAGGUAAAACAUUCUGAGGAAUCUAUAAAUAUAAACUUGCCAAACAUUGCUAUUAACCGGACACCAAGAGGCGGGGUAACCAGAUCUAAAUUAACAGAGACACCAAUGUGUAAUGACGGUGAAGAAUUAGACCUUACGUUGACAAAUACGUCACGAACGGACAAAAUGAUUGGUACCCGAGUAAGUUAGGGCUUAAAUGAAACCCGGUCAAUCAGUCCACUCCCUGAUACCCCGGGUCGAGCCUUGCGGGCGGGUAGAAGAGGUCCUAGGAUCGAUGACCAGCUAGCUAAACUAACCCGCUUGUCUAGUAUUAAAACGUGUGGCCAUUUCUAACAGGCAUGCUUUUUUGAAUAUUUUGCUCAAUUUGUCUUAACCAAACACAGCUUUCAGAUGCUUGACAAGCAGAAAUGUGUGUUUUACAGCAGCGAAAAUGAACACAAAAAUCUUUGCUCAAUGCAGCAGUCGAGGUUAUCUCGAUCCUGUUAACACUUUGUGCCAAAUAUACCAUAUUAAUACCAUGUUUACGAAAGCAAGAUGGACUGUUUGGGCUUCAUGUGCUUAUGUUUUGUAUUUUACUGAUCUCAAAAUAUAAAUAUAUAUAUACAUAAUAUAGAAACAUUCAUGACUCUUUAUUCAGCUUCAAUACAAUUUUGGCUUAACUCGAAUAAUUUGUCAACUAUACCGUCCAAUUGUAACUUCAUGUUUCCAAAAACCAUGUUUUUUGCUCCUCAAGUGCAAUUUUCCUGUUCCUACAGAAAUAUUUGUCAACACUAAUAAGCAACUUGGUAAGAAGCAAUUCCCAGUUGGCAAGAUUUGACAAGUCUUGUUAUUGCAUAUUUCAGUAAUAAUCUUACAACGGUCACUAGGGGGCAGUGCUAAUUUUAUUCACUUUUACAUCAGAAAGUAUCAUGACUGCGCAUUUCGUCGAUUAAAAUCUGAACCACUGACAUUGUUAUGAGUUUAAUGGAACGUCCAUAGAUAUAUCCUGAUGCUAUGUGACGCAGCUUGAAAUAUUUGUUUUAUCUUAUAAUAAGAUGCCAAUGAGUUUAGAGAAUUGAUACUUGGUAUAUUGAUACCAAACAAUAAAUGCAUUUACCCUUACCACGCUAAAUAUCAUAAUGAACUCGUCCAUCUUUUCAAAUGGACAAAACCAUAUAUCAUUUUUAGGACAAUUUUCAAAAUAGGUAUUGACUGAAUAACGAACAGUGCAGAUCAAUGAUCAGUUGGCGUGGAUAUUCCGGCUAGUCCUGGUCUUGCACUGGUCACAGUGGUAUAUUUAGUUGCCAAAAGUAGGCAAAGAUUAAAUUUUGUUUUUGAUAUUAUACAGUGAUAACGGUCACAGGUACCUGGUGUUGAACACAACCCCACUCCCUACCCUACCCUACCCUACCUGCCACCCUGACUCGUUAAGGUACAGGUUAGAUAAAAGAAGGUAAGAAUGGGAUAUUAGACGUCAGGCACCUGCGUCGACAAAUGUGCAAAGAGCCAUGAAUGAUAAAGCAUUGUGUUUAACAUAUGUUGUUGUUGUGAUUUAAUGUUUUAAGUUAAACAAUUGACCGCAUUAUGGUUAACAGUUGAGCUUUUGUUAUGUUGAGCUUUAUAUGUAUGAUAUGGAUUGUGGUGGUGAUCUAAUUCUUCACAUUCUAGAACAAGUGGCUCACUUGUAUUUUAAGACUGUUUCACUGUUUUGAGCUUGUAAGUUAAGCAGUUAAAUCUAAUAUAUUUACUAAAUCAAGCGCAUAUGCUUAACAUUUCAUCUCAUGUCGACCAAUUAAGCUUCUUGUGUCAAACAAUUCAGCUCCUUAUCUCAUAUGUUAAGCAAUGAAUUUCAGUAUGCUCAAUAAGUUAGCUCUGUAACAAUUAAUUAACAAUUAAGUUCCUUUUGUUUCACAAUGAAGCCAUUUAUGUUUAACAAUGAAGCUCAUUUAGCUUUGAGAUUAAGCUCUUAAUUUCAUAACUGAGCACAAUAUGAUAAACAAUUCACUUCCUUAUGUUAAACAAUGAAACUCAGUUUGCUUAGUAGUUAAGCUCCAAAUUUCAUGAUUAAGCUCAUUAUUUAAACAUUUAAGCUCCUUAUGGUAAAGAAUUCAGCUCGUUAUGUUAAACAAUUAAACUCAGUACGCUCUAUAUUUCAUAAUUAAGCUUAUUAUGUUUAACAAUAAAGCUCUUUAUGGCAAAACAUUAUGUUCAUUUUGUUAAACAAUGAAGCUCAGUAAGCUAAAAAAAUUAAGCUCUAUAUUUCAUAUCUAAUCUUAUAAUGUUUAACAUUUAAACUUUAAGCUCAUUAUGUUAAACAAUUGAGCUUGAAAUAGUGUUUGAAAUGUAAGCUUGUUUCAUGUGGCAAUAUGUUUGAGAUUCAUCUGGUUUGUUGUUUUGCUUUGUAAGAUGAUGUUGUUUUUACUGUGACUACAUUUUAUGUUGCUGCUAAUGUAUUUGACACUUACAUUACAAAUAAAGCCAAAAGUGCCAAAAUUAAAACAUUGGUAAUCAAGAAGUUUAUUUUUAAUAUUUAAGGCACAAUACUCAUAAUUUGUCGCAGUGUGCAAAUUUUUUAAUAUACGUUAUUUUUUAGCAAAUCUACAUCUGAACUGCUCAUUGCGCAUUAUUAUGUCACAUUUAUAAGGAAUACAUGAUGCUCGUGUUUGACAUGGUUAUUUUUGUUUAUGUUUGAUUGAAAAGACUUUUGAGACACUGAUUUAAUGCCAUAUGCAUUAUUUAUUUGAUUAUAUUUUUUCUCAAAAAGAAGUAUUAUUUCGUAACGUCUUAAUUUACGUAUUGUACUGAUUCGGUUACUCUAUCUUUCAAAUUGCUAAUGUGCCCAUUGCAACAAAUGGCAUUUGAACCAGGAAACUUACUAAUCCUGAUACUUAUGUAAGAAUGGUUUUUUUUCUUUCAUACUUUCAGUGAUUUGAUUAGUAAGAAAACGUUCGCGUGUGUUUGAGGUGGUCUGGUGUAAUGCUUGUUUCAUAAUUUUGAUUAAAUCGGUGCUAAUUACAUGUUUUGAUACUGAAUGUGUGAUGUUUGCCAUUUGCUAACGCUUUUUUUCACCAUCCAUUUCGGACAAAUGAUCAUACAUAUAUUAAUAUGAUAAAAUAUGUAUGCUACCUGCCACCCUGACUCGUUAAGCCACAACUUCCGGUAAUUCUAAAUGUAACAGUGACAUAAACUUCCGGUUGCGUAUACUUCCGGUAAUAUGAACUUCCGGUAAUCAGUCAGAUCACGUGUUUCAAUGGUUUUCAAGAAAGGGUUAGACAAUUCAAUUUAUUUAUUGAAAUCAAUCGCGGACCAUCGAACAUUUUUAAAAGAUUUGAUAUGCAAAUACAAAAAUAUAUAUGUUGUGUGUGUGCAUGUAUUUAUAAAUUGUGAUGUAAUUAGGAAAUUCAAAAAUUACAAUUCAAAUAACAUGUAUAUAGGCAUUGAUAUGCUUUAGCGAUGCACUGUUGUUGUGUUGUUUAUUUUAUACACUUGCGUUAUUCUUGUUUAUGCGUUUUAGAAAACAGUAUUAAAAUGCAUUAAAUUAUUUAAAAAAAA
Molecule: messenger RNA, 8326 nt
Organism: Ruditapes philippinarum (Manila clam)
Lineage: Eukaryota; Metazoa; Mollusca; Bivalvia; Venerida; Veneridae
Product: X-linked retinitis pigmentosa GTPase regulator-like
Exons: 14
Coding region: 1994-4984 (996 amino acids)
Source: RefSeq, a predicted model, not a curated record